Macadamia integrifolia is the source of this 6172-nucleotide messenger RNA. RefSeq lists its product as uncharacterized. The coding region runs from base 421 to 1704 and encodes 427 amino acids. The record is from RefSeq and is a predicted model, not a curated record. NCBI's taxonomy places the organism in Eukaryota, Viridiplantae, Streptophyta, Magnoliopsida, Proteales, Proteaceae. The transcript is spliced from 3 exons.
AGCAUGCAUAUGAGUCAUGACCAGUGACCGAUGAUUAGUUUCUUUCCUUCGCUUUCUCCGUUCUACUCACUUUCUCUCUCUUAUUCUCUGGUCGCACCCAAAUCUCAAACGCAUUCCCAAUAUUUCUCUAUAGGUUUCCCAAAAAAACGUUCCUCUCUCGCUCUCCCUCCUCGUCAGAGUCGGGAGAAGUGAAGUAUCUCUUCUGUAAUGGUGUAGACGACGUCUCUGUGAGAACUGGUAUAAAAAACGAAGAGAGGAGAGAAAUUUGAAGAAAUUCUCAAACGAUCGACAUCUGCAGGUUUAUCUGCGCUUCGAAUUUCCUUUUAUGGUUUUUUAUUUUGUUUGCAAUGAAUACUCGUGGUUUCUAGGGUUUCUGUAGGGCUUUUAAAUUUAUGUUGAAGGUUUCUCAAUGCUGUUGCGAUGAUGCGAGACCCAGCUUCCGAAUGUAGUUUUUGUGGUUCGGAGGAGCGUUGGCUCCUUCACAACGUACGCCAUCGACAAAGCUUUCGUCGUGUCUGCACCUCAUGUGUGUUGAAACUUCACCCUGGAUCGUUUUGUCCUCAUUGUUUCGAGGUUUACGAGGGAUCUGUACCUCCUCUUCACGAGCGCGUUAUGUGUUUGAAAUGCUCCUCAGUUUCUCACUUGGCUUGCGUCGGGUUAGAGAAUACUCGUCAGUAUGUUUGUCCAAGUUGUUUGAACCCUAGUUUUUUGUUUUUCGACGUUGGUUCAUCGAAUAAGAAGAGUAAGGUUAGCAAUGGGGAAUCAGUGCCUUCUGGAAGUAAAGGAGUGAUUGAUCAGAAGUUGGCAAAAGUUUUCCUUUCUGCUGCUCGGAUUGCUGCUAGUUCAAUGGCAAAAGCGGCGGCUGCAUAUAGGGUUGAUGCAGAGAGGAGAGUUAAAGAAGCUGCCUUGACGAGGAAGAGGGCCAAAGAAGCACUGGAACGGGUAGCUUUUCUCAUGGCCAAAGAGGAAGAGAAAGAGAAAGAGGAGAGGAAGGGUAAGGGUUUGAUUGUUCAUCCGGCUUAUGCGAUGAAUAUGGAACAGUACAAGGCCAAAGGAAAUAGUGUAGUAGCCGCAGCUGCAGCGGCACAGAAGCCAAUUCAGAAAAAUCCCAGGACAGAAGGGAAGGACAAGUCUGGAGGGAUUCCAACUUUGACUAAUAUUGCGUCGACAGACAGGGAUGGAUGGGUUGGGGUCGCAGCUGCAGCGGCACAGAAGCCAAUUCAGAAAAUUCCCCGGCCAGAAGGGAAGGACAAGUCUGGAGGGAUUCCAACUUUGACUAAUAUUGCUUCGACAGACAAGGAUGGAUGGGUUGGGGUCCUUCCACCAAAUAUGGUGCAAGGGCACCAGAAAGGUGUUUCUGUCGAUCUCAAGGAUAAACUCAAAGGGCCUUCUGCCCAUGUUGUUGCACAUCAGCAAGUUCAAAACCCCCUUGCAGUGAGCCCAAAUCAGAAUUCUAGCAAUUUACUUAAUUCGCAUAACCAUGUUGUAGUGAAGGAGGAGAGUAAUGGGGUAUUACCUGCUUCUCCUGUUGCUGGACAGUUACAGCAUGCUAACAAUCAUGUUAAGGAAGAGCAUAGAGGAAAAUCAGGACGAUUAUUAGAUUCUGACAAGGGUUCCCAGCUACCCCAGUCAAAUCAAGAUCCAUUGGCGUUGACAACUAAUUCUGGGGUUCUACUUGCAAGAUCAUCAAAUACUGUGAGCUAGCUUCUUGCUAGAGGGAUGUUGAUUCAAGUUGAAAUCCAUAUGGAGUGUGUUUUCUGAGGAGUGUCAAAGCAUUUGAGAAGGAUUGAAUUACUUUUGAGCUUGCCGUAUCUAAUGUCGAAUUUCCUUUCUUUGCUGUUUAUUGUUGGAAACCACAUUGGAUUUUUUGGGAUUGAUGGUAAAGGUGGAACUGUGUUUGCCCAUCCAAAUUUUCUUGGUUGCAAAGGUUCUACUCUUUCUGAGUGGAAUAGAGGGGAGCUGUGCUGGGUAAAACCUUCAUCUGACAAGAUUAGAGGGAUGGCUUGCUUGUUGGGGUGUAGAUGGCCCAGGCCUCGGCCUAGCAUUUGUUAAAUUUUGAGUGGAUCUAGCCUGAGGUAUGGACUAAUGUAAUAUGAAGUGUCCAAAGUCCGAACAUCUUCAUGUGCUAGUCCAUGUAUACUUAUAUGUUUCUGGUUUUGAGUUCAGGGUGAUGCACUCAUCUCAUUAAUGAAGCUGGGAAACAAAUUAGCAUGAUCUUCCCCCCCCCCCUUGUUGAUGCACUACUCACGAGGUCAAUUAAGUUGUGAACUAUCUGCCAAAGAGUAAUUAGGUUUAGUCUUUGCUCGUCAUAGAUACUGCCCUAGUAGGCUUCUAUUUUUGUCUUCUGGUAAUCUUUAUGUGAGAUCUCAUUUAGGGCUGCAAACGGGGAGGGUGGGGUCAAAUAAUGGCCUUCCUUUCCUCUUAAUGUGAUACUGAUUUGAAAGGUUUAAACAUUACCAAAAACAGAACCGAAAUCAAAGAACUAACUUCCAUAUUUAGGAGAAAACUUAUAUAGCAGGAUUAGAUUAAUAGAUGGACCUGAAAAGUAGGUCGAGUCCUCCUUUUAAUGCUGGGGUUAUUUGCUGAAAAUUUCAGAUCGAUCCAAUGGGAUCUGGUUUUAUGAAGGAUUAUACUGUUAUUAGGAAAGGGACAAAACUGUCAAAAUAAGAUUCUGGUGAAAAGAUAAGGUUGCAGAUUCUUAAAUCCAACUCAAAACUGAUGUUAUGCUAUCAAAAUCAGAAGCAACAGAUUAGUAGAGAACAAAUAUCGAUUUCAGUAUUCAACCAAUAAACCAGUCCUACUUCACAAAUCAGCCAAUAGAGAUUAGAUCUGACAACAGAAUAUGAAAGCUAACAGUAUCACAUGAAAAGUUCUGCAAUCAGAAUUGAAACUAGGUGUAUAACUGACCUCCCAAAGCAAUAAUCCUAUUGAUUGUAGGAUUAGAAACUGCAGGAAGAUUUAAUGGCCAGAUUAGCAGAAACUUAAACUGCGGACAAUACCUUAAAAAAGAUUAAAGAGAAAGAGUAAGGGUAAGGGAACCAAGGUUUAAGAUCUCGCUCUUGCUCCCUAUCUCGCUAAUCCAAAAAAGAGAGAUCUGAAGAUAUCUCACCGAGAUCAUGUAUUUUUUUGUGGUCGUCUCGAUGGUUGGUCUCAAUGGCCAUAUGGUCUUUGUAGUCCCUGAAACUAGGUAAUUACCCUAUUUUAGGACUUCUAAACACAAUGGAAGAAUUAGUUUUUUAAAACAAUCAAACUUAAAAUGGUACUUUGACUUUGUACCCUAUGUAAGUAGUCCUCUUCGGACCCUAGACUAUUAUGCUAUGUUCUACAAUCAACAUAUGACACACCAUAAUCAUAAGAAUUUAAAAGACAUCAUAGAUAAUUACUUAAUUGAUUAACAAUGUUAUCAAUUAACGUUGAUGACUGAUGAGUCACAUUAACAUACAUUGAAAAUUUGAAAUGAUACAAGUUAAGCUACAUAACAACAUAAGGUCAGUAUGCAUCAUUUAUUUAAACAGAAAAAUAAAAACAUAAAAAAAUUUAAAAACAAAAAAUUAUUUCCCUCCAUGAUUCCAUAGAUCAGUGAUAUGGAUCACAUAUAAAAAAAACCAAUGUAAACCAACAAGUAUUAACGAUGUUUCCAUGAAAAAAUGGGUUUGAGAAGUUUUUUUAUUUUUUAUUUUUAUCUAAAAUGGUUUUUGAGAAGAAAAGUAACUCUAAAUGUGGAUGAGAGGUAAUAUUCUCUACUCUUUAAGCUCCAAUGAGUGUAGGAAUGGAGAUUCUCAAGCAAAAGCACCAAAAUUCUUGUUCCUUAGUGUUUUUUUUUUUUAGAAAAGUAGGAAGAGAGACGAGAUUUGGGGCAAGAUCUUGUCGUUUUUACACCUUGCCUGUGGUCUCGUUUCGUUAAAUUAAAAAAAGGAGAUCUUAGCGAGAUCUCGCCGAGAUCUUGGCCCAUGAAGGGAACAUGGGCUUCCCGCUGCAAAGUGUUUGGUUUGGAUCAAACACCAGCCAAGCGUUGAUCACACGCAAGGGGUUCUCCAUGCAAGGAAGAAGAGCAGCAGCUAUUUUUUCUGAGAAUAAAAUCGUGGCCUAGUCCAGCACUCGGUCUUUAUUUAUAAGGCUACCAAAAAGCCAAGUUAGAGUCUGACUAGGAAAACUCAGUAGCUGACUCCUAUUACAACUCAACACUUCUUUUUAAAGUCUAAGUGGCCUCUAAAAGGGAUGUGGGCCUAAACUUUAAAUAAAAGACAAGAAAUAAAAUCUCUCUUAAACUGAACCAAAACAAACCACAAGGUCAACUGGGCCAAACUUAACACACUUGGAACCUAGGAGAAUUAACUUAAAAGCAGGAAAUAAAAGAACUAAACAUAACUGGGUCCUGCGGUUCGUCUUACGAUCUGCAUCACCUCUCCCAGUCAAUACAUUGUACAUACAUUUUACCCUUACCUGUAAGUUGCGGGUAAGAGUACAUGUCAUUACCCCGUGGGCCCAUUAGCAGGUAAAUGCGUAUUCAAAUCAGAUUCCACCUAUUUUCCUAUCACUUAGUGGUUAGUAUAGUUAUUUACCAGUAUAUAUAGAAUUUUGCAUUGUUUGUUAGUAAAACCUAGUAUCUACCACUUUCUAUCAACUUGUGUAUACUAGAGAAUUGUGUCAAAUUCUUUCUCAAAGACAACUAAACGUUGAAGGGUGUGAAGCACCUGCAUGAAAUCCAUUCAGGAGGCAUCAUACUACAACUGAAUAGGCAGUGUCUACUCCAAAAAGGGGGAGAAAAAUGGUUGUCUGGCCCAAAAUUAUGACCAAGGGAGGAUCUUGUGGAAGAUAACAUUGGUUGCUAUUUCCUGGUGUAUUUGGGGGUGAGAUGCAGCGGCUGAUUUCUCAAGAGCAGGAAAUGUUAUUUUCAUGGAUGGUUAAGGGCAUAAUGCAUAGACUUAAUGAAUAAUGCUUCCCAUGUUAUAAUGAUUGAGACAGUGUAAUGCUUAUUCUAUUCGAUCUUGUGCUUGGUGGAUGCAUUAUUUAUGUAGGAUGCAGUCUUUGGGUAAUUCUCCAGAAUGGAAUUCUUUUGGUAUUGCUUGUUUUUUCUUUUGCUGCAUUUCGUUCGUGGGAUUGCCCCUUUAUCAACGCUUCAAUUAAGGUUCAUUCCACAUGCCAACUUUUUUGUGGCUCCACGCCCCCCAUCUUUUUUGUGUACUGAAAAGCUAGUGCCGUUUGAAGUCAAUGGGAAGAAUAUAUCUUGGAUCAGUGUCUAGUCAUAUAUCAUAGUAAUGAGUGUGGGCGAUCAAUUUUCAGACUAAAAUAGUUUGUGAUAUGGCCAUUUUAGAACUUAUUUGUGCCAAUUGCCACGCAGCUCAGAUGGCAAUAGACGAGGUGUCUUAUUGGAAAUGCCAUUCUCUUUGAAGGUCUCUUCCUAGAUAAUCUGAAAAGAUUAUGUUUAAAGAUUCACAGAAUGCUGGCUUUACUGGCUAGAAGUAUAUUGUAGUUGUAACUUGUGCUUCUUUCCCAUGAGUAAUAGUCUCCUCCUGGACAUUUUGAUAUUUUGGAGAAGGAAUCUGGACACUUGCCUGGAUGGCUUUCCAUUCGACUCAUGACUAGAUCUUGAUUGGUAAACAUGUGCAAUGAAUUGGAGACCUAAGGUUGCAUUUGUUUCACUGUAAAAUUUUCUGGAAAAUAAUUGUCAUUAAAAUUUUUAUUUUAUGUUUUUUAUCAUUUUCUUUUCUGGUUGGACAUUGCUAAUAAGCACAUUUGAACAUUUGAACAUGUGAACAUGAUUGAGUUCUCAAUUGAUGCCUAGAGUACCAAUGAUCAAGAUGAUGUCAAUAUUUUGGUAAAACAGAAUUUUGAAAUGGAUGUUGUUUUCUAAUCUUUUGUGUUGCAUGUCGCUCGAAAAUUCCCACUUGAUCCUUGUAUAUUUGUCUUUUAAUUCUUUUUCAGCAAGUCCCCUAGAUAAUUUUCGGGUACAUCUUCUUAUUAUUAUUUUGGUAAACGGGUGCAUCUUCUUGUUAUCAAAAUGUUGAAGUGAAAAGUUGUAGUCUUCUUUUGAUCGCCUCUUAUAUUAUUAUCAAAAGUUAUUUAAUGUCAUGGUAAGAAAAGGUUUUCAAAGUAAUUUGAAGUGACUUGUGCUGAGUAUUUUCUGAGCACGUAUGUGAAAUAACAGGAUUUACAUAUACUAAAUAAGGUA